Oryzias melastigma (Indian medaka) is the source of this 4574-nucleotide messenger RNA. It is a transcript of the gene gata5, whose product is annotated as GATA binding protein 5. The record is from RefSeq and is a predicted model, not a curated record. Gene Ontology annotation, cellular component: nucleus. Bases 1789 to 2931 code for a protein of 380 amino acids. Lineage: Eukaryota; Metazoa; Chordata; Actinopteri; Beloniformes; Adrianichthyidae. The transcript is spliced from 7 exons. Gene Ontology annotation, molecular function: RNA polymerase II cis-regulatory region sequence-specific DNA binding; DNA-binding transcription factor activity, RNA polymerase II-specific; zinc ion binding. Gene Ontology annotation, biological process: cell fate commitment; negative regulation of transcription by RNA polymerase II; cardiac muscle tissue development.
ACUGUAAAAAGAUGAUAAAAAUAUGAAGAUUUUUGCUAAAUCCUUCAAAUUAGUAUGCAGAAAUAUUAUUAAUAAUAAUUUCAUUAUUAUUAAUAAUAAUGAUUAUUAUAUAGAGAUACUUAAAAUUAAUAAAAUAAAGUUUUCUUUCUAUCGUAUGUGAGAUAAAGCAGGAUCUUGAUUCCACACAGUAGGCCGCUCUGCUGCUUUGCUUCCCUGAAAGAUUAAAAUUGGAGACUUUUUCUGAGAAAUUUCUCAUUUUGUUCUUUGACUUAGAUCUUCAUCUAAUGUAAACAAUUUGACCUUCAUGAUUUUUUUAUGUAUAUGUUUUGUUUGUUUUUUUUCCUGGAAAGUUGUGGAAUAAACUGUAGCAGCAGCUUUUAACAUUUAACAUGAAAUCAGUAAAACAUGUAAAAGACCUGAAGAUUCAGUUUGAUUAAAAAAACCAUUUAAUUUAUUAUUAUUAUUAUUAUUAUUAUUAUUAUUAUAUUCUGUAAUUCAUUGAGUCCAUUUUCGUUUUUCGUAGGGGCUUAUUUGUUGAUUACGGUUCAAGGAAGUGAUCAUUUUGAUUUGAUUUAUUUAUUUUGUUUAUUUCAAGUGUCAUUUGAAGAAAAAUCCACUUAAAACUAAUUUCAGAAACAAAUUUCAUCGACAGGGGGAUUUUUUUUCGAGGGGAGAAUUUUUUUCGUUAAAGCAUGAAACACACUUAGGUCACAGUUUCAUGAAAUAGUGAUGUUUGAUUUGCAAUUUACUCAUUUUAAAAAUUAACAAACUCCAUGUUCUAUAUGAAAUGUUAAGUCUGUUUGCUAAAAAAAAUGCUUUUAAGUAAUAAAUUGAGUUUUCUUGAUUCAAUCUAAAGUACCUUUUUAUCAGUUAAAAAACAACUAUACUGUGUGUUUUAAAAUAAACGAAAAAUACCUUUAAAAUAAGUGUCGGGUGACGCAUUUUAGAAGGCUGAGAAUAAAAAAACUUUUUUUUUUUUUUACAUUAAAAGAGAAUUUCCUUCGGCGUCCUGCGGUGCAAACGCUGCGCGCUGCUGCUGUUUGCGCCUCUGGAUCUCCUCGUGUCUGUUAUCUGCGCGCGCGGCCUUUAAAGGGAACAUUUAUCUCCUCGUAAAACUGCUUUCACUUUCCGUCCAUAUCACGGAUCUGGCAACUUCUGAUGGUUCAGGCCCACGUUUGAGAACAAGAACCAGAAGUAACGUUUUAAUUAAAUUGGAAUUUAUAGUGUGUUUGUUUAUUUGUUUACGUCUAAACAGUUUUAUUAAACGCGCUAAAGCGCUUUUGGGGGGGCUCUCCUGCUCCUCCUCUCAGCUCCUGUAGCAGGGGUCUUCCUCCCUCCUCCUCCUCACUCACCUCCCUCCCACCUGGAUCUACCUCUGAUCCUCUGCGUCACGUGUCUCCCUCCGUACAAGUGUCGGCUGGGACGGAGAGCAGCCGCAUAUCAGCGGUUAUCAGCGACUCCAAACCAUCUUCAGAUCAGACCGGAGGGAGAGCAACGCAGCGCCCUGGGACAGCCCGCGCGCCCCUUUCCCUCCAUCAUCCAUCCAUCCAUCCUCUAAGGGAAAAAAGAGGAGUAACUGUGCCACCCUGUCCACCCAGUUCCCAGCAUUUUACGCGGAGCUUUGACGCGCUCCAACUCCGCGGAGCGCACUACUUUAUCAGGCGUGCGUCGUUAUCUGGGGGAGAUAAAGUCGCGGAGCGCCACUGGGAAAACAGCUGCGUCCUUCCUGCGCAUUUAUCAAGGAACCUUUCAAGAGGAAACGCUCUGAAUUCAGGAGUUGUGAGCAAAAUGUACCAGAGUUUGACCCCGUCCGCGUAUGACGCCGGGAAUUACAUGCACCCCCCGGCCAGCUCUCCGGUCUACGUGCCCACCAACAGAGUCCCGGGAAUGCUGUCCACUCUGCCCUACCUGCAGACCUGCGACUCUCCCCAUCAGAGCCACGGCCUCGGCGGGCACCACAGCUGGGCCCAGAGCGCGGCGGACGCCUCCUCCUUUGCGCCCGGGAGCCCCCACCCCGCGCACGGAUUCUCCUACUCGCACAGCCCCCCGGGCGGAACCAGCGGAGGCGGAGGCCGGGACGCCGCGUACCAGAGCCCACUGGUCCUCGGGAGCGGAGCGCGCACGGAGCAGUACGGGGGCGCGCUGGUGCGCUCCGUCGGGGGCGCUUACUCCAACCCGUACGCCGCCUACAUGAGCCCGGACGUGGCCACGUCCUCGUGGACGCCGGGUCCCUUUGAGAGCGGGGUGAUCAGCCUGCAGGGCCGACAGGGGGGUCUGUCCGGGAGGAGGUCCAGUCUGGACCUCAUGGACGACAUGCCCACCGAGGGCAGGGAGUGUGUCAACUGCGGCUCCGUGUCCACGCCGCUGUGGCGCAGGGACGGCACCGGCCACUACCUGUGCAACGCCUGCGGCCUCUAUCACAAGAUGAACGGCAUCAACAGGCCGCUCAUCAAACCACAGAAGCGACUGCAGAGCACGUCCCGCCGGGCCGGCCUGUGCUGCACCAACUGUCACACCAGCACCACCACGCUGUGGAGGCGCAACGCCGAGGGGGAGCCCGUCUGCAACGCCUGCGGCCUUUACAUGAAGCUGCACGGGGUGCCCAGACCUCUGGCCAUGAAGAAGGAGAGCAUUCAGACCAGGAAGCGUAAACCCAAACUCCCCAAAAACAAAACAUCUGCAGGACCCCUCACCUCUGACUCCGGCUCCCCAUCCUCCCUCUCAGUUUCAGAACACGCCUCCACCGUUAAGAGUGAACCCAACCUGGCUCCAUCACCCUAUGCAGGACAGACCGUCACGUCGGGGACUCAGACGGCCUCUCAGCUGGACAGCACAGGACCCGGACACGUGGACAUUAAAUACGAGGAUUACCCCUUUACCCCCACCUCCAUGGCUCCACAUAAUUCCUGGUGCGCUCUGUCUCAGGCAUGAGCAGGACUGGACUCAACCGGGAAGAACCCUGUUGGAGUGGCAUUCAAAGCGGGAAAAAUGGCAAGGACAGGAUUUGAGGACUUGUUCUGUGGGUUUUUUUGCUGUGAGUGCUGCUCUCGGAGAAGAACGCAAACACACACACAGUGUUUCAUAGCGAUUGGUCCAUUUAACGAACCACGUUUCCUCAAAAUCACAACAACUACCUACUGCCAAAGGCGUGUUUUGGAGAAACAUAAGGACCGUGGAGUGGAAUUUGAAGAGAUAAGGGUACAGUAACCAGUCACAAUAGCUCAUAAAGGUUUUCUGCUGCUGGAUUUCACCCUGACUGUUUUCACCAACAAUUCCCCGACAUGCUGUUGUUGUAGAACAAGACUCAAAAGAAAAAAUCAUCAAAAAUCCCUUUUUUAUGGCUGUUGAACUGGUCUCAUUACCGACAUGUAGAUGAUUAACUUUUAUUGGCACAUUAUUUAUGUUGAGAUAAGGACAGUUAAAAGUCAUUGUUGACACUAAAAGCAGCCUGUUAUAAACCCCUGCUCCCCUCAGCCAAGGGCUGUUGCUCUGUAUGCGUCGAAGAAGCUUAGAUUACAUUUAUUUUUACGAGACCGCACACAUAAACUGCGUCUUGUAAAAGUGGCUCUGAAAUGAGGACCAGCGGUUUGUAUUCCACAUACCGGGAGACGAGCGCGCUCACGUUGGACAUGAAAGUGCACUGACUGAACUUGUGGAGAAAUGAAGGAGGCGGGAAAUUAUUGUAAACCUAAUAGAAUAAUCCUAUCCGCAUUUUUGUAUGGGAAUUUUAUUGCCAUAAAUUUCUAAAGACUUUUUCAGUUUGUUUUGGAUACAUUUUUGGAAUCUGUUCAGAUUUAAUAAAUUUAUUCAAAUUUUAUAAAUCGUUCUGCAAUGACUUAAAUGUUCAUAACCUGAAGUUAAUUUUCUGUCCAAUUAUAUGUGGUCAAAGACAAAAAUCUGAUUUAGCCUGAAUGUGUGUGAAGCAGAAAUGGAUGGUGGCCCUGAAGUCCAAAUCACAUGAGCAAAAACAUAUUGAAGAUCACAAUUAAAAAAGCUAAAAAGAUAAUAGAAAUUCAACAUUACAUUUUAGAAAUUAAAACCAAAACGUAAUUCCAAAAGAUACAACCAUACAAAAAAAAUUGAAAUAAAAUGGAAACGUUUCAGAAAAAAGUAAUUUCCGAGGAUUAAAAUGAAAUGUUAAAAGUGAAACAAAAUAAGAAACUUUAAAAGGUAGGUGUUGUGGGGCAUCACAGGUUGGAUGAACUAUUUGUUGAUAUCUUCUGACAGAAGAUAUUAAAGUUUCUCACCACAGUCACUGCAGAAGUGCAAUGAUUGUUUGAUCUAUAUCACAGUUCAGGUGGAACAUUUUUCUGUUCCUCUCUUCUUCAAAACUCAAACUUCAUCAUCCAAUCAGUAACAUCCCAUAGUAUCUACCUUUUCUGGUUCCUUGUUUUCUUUUCUUUUUUAAUUUAUUUUGAUUUAUGGAAAUUACUUGUGUUUUUCAAAAAGUUUUUUAUUUUAUUUUUAAAAUGUAAUAUGUUUUUUUUGUUAUUGUUUGUUUCUCUUUUAAGGUGCUUUUCAGGGUCCUGUGGAAAUGUUCAUAAACAAUUAAAAUUAGUCGUAAAGGAUUUUCC